AUGGAAUCCUUGCCUUUUAACCAGCCAGAAGCUUGCAUUGUUACUGAUGAACAGUUCCUGUACGUAAAAGGUGGGAGGGACACCCACAGAACAUCAAGAUAUGAUUCAAGGGACAAGAAGUGGGAAGAACUUGCCUGUAUCAAUGAAGCAAGAUAUAAUUCUAUUGGUGCUGCUAUGAAUGGCAAGAUUUACAUUGCAGGAGGCAUAAAGACAAUCUGGGCUUAUGAUAUGCUCAGUUCCUGUGAAGUAUACAACCCUGCUACCAAUGAGUGGCAGCUGAUGCCUAGUCUCAAGGUACCUAGACUCAGUGCAAGCAUGGUGCAUUUUCAAGGGAGACUCUAUGUGCUGGGUGGGACUUCAGUUACUAAUGGUGGUUCUUACAUAAGAGGCUUGACUGUUGAAAUGUUUGAUUCAGAGAAGAAUGACUGGACAGAGGUAUCACAAAUACCAGUUGAAAGAUUUGAAAGUCAGGAAGAAAUGAAGAAAGAGAAGAGAUUUAAAGCUUGUUCUGCGAGUCUCAGCAAAAAAGUUAUAAACAAACUUAAGCCUCUGGACUAAGUGAUAACCAAACUGUCCUACUUCUACUUAAAUCUUGGUUUGUUAUUUGUUCCUGGUUUGAUCUGCAGCAGUAGUGAAUGUAGAUCCAGCUUGACAGAAACAUUUAAGUCACUGACUUAAAUUAUGUACUGAAUGAUGUAAAAAAUGUAGUCUCCAGGAACAGUGUACAUGUAGCUGGGGUGAUAAGCAUGGAAACUUUCUUGUAAAAUGCCUUUACUAGUGUUAAGUGCUUAAGAUGGCAUUUAUAGAUGUAGACCCAGUUUUUCAAAAGAUAGCUAGUGCCAUCUAGCACAUCCCAGUUUAUGAGGUAAAAGUAUUAGGGAAACCUAUAAUUCUGUUAUCUGCAUGUAUUGGAUAGAAAUUAUUGUAGUGUUAUCCACCCUUUGAACCACUGGGACCUGGUGUUUGGUGCUUGGCAACCUACUCCAGUAUCCUUACACAAUGUAAUUCCCUUGUUUUGCAUUGUGUAUCAGCUACUGCUCAUAACACUGUGAUGUGAAAGGUGGCAGUGAUUUUCACUGUUUGCCUUGUUAUAAAAGGUACCAAAGGCCCUUUUUUGUUGUCCAAGUGAGUUCAUAGUGAUUGUGAUAACUCUUCAAGGUGUUGGUGUUGAACCUUGCCCCAUUACUUUCCACAAAAUGAUCAUUUCACACCUAUAGUGUCCCUUUUUAGUCCAUUUGUAAUGAAACCAAAAUGAUGACUGUGAUCCCACUUUUUUUUUGUUGUUUUUAAUUGUUAUGGCUACAUGAGAAAAAAACUGGAUAGCCCAACUAGACCUCAUCAGUGGCUAACCCUGAUGAAAGGUAGUUUUGUCUAACUAAAGUAUUGGGCAAAUAAAUAAUUACCAAACCAUAGCUUGCCUUCAAUUUAGAGUAUUAUUCUAUAUUGCUGAUCCUGUUACCAAAGUCCAGCUGUCUCUUGCUGCAGUUUGCCCAAGUGGUCCUUGCAAGAAUUGUUCGGUUAUAUUCUAGGUUCCUGGUUCUAUCAACAGCCACCUGUUCAAGACACUACAUUGUGACUGAAAACUAUACCCUAUUAGGUGGCACAUACCCAUCAAAGCCAAAUAAGGAAGUCCUCCCCUGGCUGCCCUCACUUUAAAAAGGCAUCAUCACUGCCUCCAGGGGGAUACUCCUAGGAUUUCUUGCCCAGCGGGGUACUUCCUUAUAAGAAGCUAAUGGGGAUGUGCUGCUGGAUGGAGUCGCAUUUUCACGAUUGGAUUGACUAUAAUGGGGGUUGCAUUUCCAAUAGAGUUACUAGAAUGGGGUCGCACAUUUUCUGAUUUUUUGGGUAAGACAUUUCUUUAUAUUUACGGUUAGCAAACAUACCAGAAUGUUUGUCCUGUACGUGAAAAGUAAAGUGUUCUUCAUUCAAAUUAAAAAAAAUGGGUCAAUUCAUUUUAGGAUGAUCUAUUAAAAGGAUUGAUAAGGUCACGAUACAUAAAAUUUAAAUGGAUCGCGAAAAUUACAUAUUUGCCUACAAGUGACUAAUAUGGAGUCUAUAAUUGGUCACAGAACAGACUAUACUGAAGUAGGGGCUCCGAGGGGCCAGUGGCACACACCCAGCAAAAAUUAACCCAAGUACCCCCUCCUCCCCACCCCGAGAUUUCUUGGUGGGGGUGUACUGCCCGGUUCUCCAAAUUCCCACGUUUAAGUCAUUAUUACUUAGAUUAGGACGCCAACAAAAAGAUUUCUUUAAAUACUUUUCGAAUUUGCCCAUUACUCUCUCUUUCUUAUUCAUUCUGAAUCGUCAAAUACGUUCAUACUCUUCCUCGAAAACCAUACCCGAUCCAGGACCAAAAUGGGAUAAGUCUAUACCCGUUGUCAAACCAAAACGGCGAAAAAAAAACACACCAUUUGGGCCGGCACAUACCUGUAUGGGUUAUAUAAGAGAGUAUCUCCACCUCCCCCGGGCACAACCUUCUCGAGAGCGUUAGCGCGUUCUGGAAAAACUUUAUUUGCCUCCCUCUGCUGCUGGUUGCUCUCAAUCAUUUUCAUCAGAAAAGCGUGAAUUAACCAGGAAAAAGCUAAGUAAACUGGCUAGAGAACUGGGUGCCUAGGUGAGGAGGGUACGGGAUGUGCUGCUUUACAGGGUAAGGUUUUUGACAGUCUCUGUCCUAAACAUGCAUGGUAUAUAAUUUUGUGUGACUCUGUCACCAGGGUAUUGGUUGCACAAAUGAUUUAAUGAUUUGCAACAUGAAUUUUGUUGUGGGCGAUAAAGCUGUUUAUCAGGAUUAAAUACAAUUGACGGAAGUUCAGCGCUAAGCCCAUGUAUAUAUGCAAGCUGCAGGCAGGUGUAUGUCACUAUGCGAUUCUAGCCAGCUGACGCGUUAAAAGGAUUGUAAGCUUUUUCUUGUCCCAUCCCUCCCUCCCUGGGGGUAUCGCUCGGUGGUCUAGGCAAUAAAGACCCAGCAAGCCCCAAAGAGGGUUGUUGUGUAUUUAUGUACUCCAAGUAUACCAAAGUCUAUAAGGCCAUCCCCCCUUUUUUUUUUCGUUUAGAGUCGAAUGCGUUCCCUGAUAUUAGGUCGGUCGGUCGGAUUAAAAGAAAAAAACUAAAAAAAAAAAAUUCACCAGAAGUGCUUGGUGGCAUUUUUUAAUUAUGGAAAAAAAAAGAAACAAAAACAAAACAAAAAUAGAGGAUCAAAGGGCAAGUCCUGUUUUUGAAACAGUCGCCAGAUUUUUGUCUUGAUAUUAACUGGGUGAAAAUCAGAUAAUUUUUCCAUAUUUAUUUUGUUUUCCUUUCACAAAGAAAUGUGAAAUAUAAAAUGUUAAAUAUUAAAAUAUUUUAGACUUACUACAAGAAUAUCCAAUACACAGAAAUAAGUAUUUUUAUGCAAUAAUUUAUUAAAAGUAAAAAAGAACGCCCGUGGUAAAUGCUAAAAAUAAUUCAAAUAAAAAAGGAAGUGUUAUAGCUAAAGAAAAAGAAAGCAUUAACAACCAGCAAAGCGAAUUUACUAACACCAGCACUAGCAACAUGCAAAAGACAAAAAGAUAGGUCAAACAAAUAGUGAAACAAUUCUUACUGAGAUUAGACCAAUGUUAAGUUUCACACAAGUUUUUCUCAUUGCUUGCCAUUGUUAAGUCACUUUGUGAAAGAACUCGUUAUACUUGGACUGGUAACUGUAGAGUUUGGCAGUAAUAAAUAAUAUUAAAGUAAUAAUUAUUGGAUGAUGGAAAAGCUAAAGCAAAGAGUGAUAUAAUAAUGUAAACAAUUAUUUUUAUUCAACCCACCUUGAUUAGCCUUCUAAGCUAUUUGUGGGUGAUGUGCAUUUUUGUCUAAUUUGUAUCUAGGGUUUAGAAAUAAAUAAAGUUGUUGUUGUUGUUGUUGUUGUUGUUGUUGUAAUACUCAGCUGGAAUUUUCCAGCCAAAGAAAGAAAUUGUCAAUUGCCUCAGACAUCAGGAGCAGGUGGUGGUCAUAAUGAAGAUUUGAGUCCUAUGUAGCCUGCAUGGCAGGCGUUAAAAGGGGAAAGGGAAGGGGAAAUUUGGGCGUGCGAGAGUGCGUGAAGGAUAAAAAAAAGGAGGAAGGUUCCCUUCCUCCCCUCCUCCCUCGCGUGGUCUCGCGCCCUCAAUUCCCUUCCCCUUCCCUUUCUCACGCCUGCUAUGUAGGCUAAAUGCUAUGGAGAGGGGGGAACUCAACAAAUGUUUAUAAGGGGAGGCUCUGCCCCAAGGCCUGGGGGGCACUCCUCUAUAAAAGUGACGGGGGUAUGCUCAUCGCAAAAUUUUGAGAACACCCCUAGAAGGUACCAGAAUCUUGUUUUAUGGGUGUACCAAUUCAACAUCAACAAAUUAUAUAACUGGCACAAAUACAUUUUUCAGAUCGAUAUAGCCUGCGUAGCAUGGCGGUUUUGGUUGGGUGCCCUAAGAAAAAAGGCUGGGAGUAACCUUACUGCAGGGCCCUAAAAUGUACAGAGACAGCUCUGUCAGCAGUCAGUUUAGGUUUUAGCACCCUAAGCGCUACCAAUCUACAAAUUUAAACCCCUAAAAGGUACGACCAGCACCCCCGAUAAUUUUAUAGGAGAGUACCCCCCUCACCGGGCCCUGAAGUCCAACCCAUUACCCCUUUAUAUACCAUUUUUCCAAGAAAGGUACCCCUUUAGUGUAUGUCAUAUUGACAAAUGGUACCUCUUUCACAUACCUUGUUUAAAUGCACUGUAUUUUACACAGGAAUCAACAGACUUCAUAAAGCCAGAAAAUUCAUCUGUUAGCCCUUUCACAGACCCAAAUGACAGAUUUCCGUACCCUUUUAUAAUUCUUUAACUAGUGAAAUCCCUACCCUUUCAUAUACCUGAGGGUAGGCUCCAAAAAGAUACGUACCCCUUUCGGGUGGAGCCUCCGGCAUAGGCCAUCAUAGGGAGUUCCCAACCCCCCACCCCUUCUCCCCGGAAAUCGAAUCUCGGGGUGUGGAUCGCGUUUGUACAAAACCAAUCUUCGCCGUCUUGUCUCUUUGCAAAAGCGAGUUAUCAGAAUUAUUUCUAAAUCAACUUUCGAUUCUCAUUCAGACCCUAUUUUCAAAGAAUUAGAGCUACUAAAACUUUCCGAUAUUAGACAACUAGAAUUGGGUAAACUUAUGUUUUCUCUUAGCCAUUCUCUUUUGCAUUCAAAGUUCAACAAUUAUUUUUCUUUCAGAACAAACAAGUCCAUAGCUAUGCCACUAGACACGCGAACGAUUUUCACCUUCCCUUUUGUAGAACAAACCUUCGUAAAUUUUCUGUCAGUUUCCAAGGACCUACUUAUUAUAACUCUAUAGGAAAGGAUAUUAAAGAAUCUAAUUCUCACCACCUAAUCAAAACGAAAUUGAAAAAAAAAAUGUAUAUGAAUUAUUAGUUAUAAAUCUUGUAGUAAAUAGUUAUAUUUCUUCACAUGUCUGAUAUUAUUUUUAUACUUAUUGUUACAUGUACCAUACCUUAUAUUUUGUCAACUCAGUCUAUGUAAUUAGUUAAUUUAUACUUACCUUCAUUGUAUUUUACCUUCGAUCCUGGCCUUACUGUUACUGUUAACUUUAUUUUUACUCUGAGGGAGCCCAAUGUCUAUAAGCCUCAUGGUUUCUUUUUGGGCUUCCUCGCCACUUUCAUUUGCUUUUGUGUAACUGUCUUGUUUUAUCGUUAUUUGUAUUUUGUGGUAAAUCAAAUAAAGUUAAAGUUAAAGUUAAAGUUAAGUUAAAGCGUUGAAACAAUUGUUUUUCUUUCUUAUACAUUUUUUCUGCUUUGGCUUUUUUCCUUUUGCCCAAGUUACCCUUUAUUUUUACAGCUGACCCUCUACAGCUUCGGGAGGUUUUUGCGAAUAACGUAUUUCUAGUUUAUUAACGUAAAGGAGGGGGAAGUAUUUUCCGUUUCCAAGUAGACGGGAGAACGCGGUAACGUAUUCAAAUUCAAAGUUUUCAUUGAAAGAGGCCAGCUUGGCCAACUCUUGAUCAUGACCGGUUACCGGCCAUAUAGCCACAGCGACAGCAUAAAUUGAAAAUCACUCAAGAAUGCGGCUUUGAUUUUUACUGAUUUUCAAUAUCAAUAAAUUAAUUGCUAUUGAUUUUAUUGACUAUUAUAUCGAUGUUAUUGAUUAUUGAUUUUGAUCUGAUUGAAUGGUAGGCCUUAUGUAGUAACGUGGAUUCACAGUUCUACACACUUAGUGAGAUCUGGGUACGAGAUUACACACGUAGUGCAUGUAAUCAAAUGUUUACGGCGGACUGAUUAAGGCAGUUGUGAAAUUUUAGCUAAAAAGUCUUCAGGUUUCCAGUAGUUUAGAUUAACACGGAUGAAUUUAACGCUUAAAUUCUAGUUUGGGAAAAUGGGCGACAUCCAUACCUCUUAUUAGCCGAGUUUUCGGUCCGUACUGUAAAGUACGGACCAAAAAAACAAGGCUAAGAAGAUGUUUAUUAUAUGGCUUCUUCCUGUUUGGGGGACCGGAAACAAGAGAAGGACGCGCGAUUUUGACAGGCGUCAAAAAAGAAAGUUUUUAUUGGCGCACGAAAACAAUAGCACGUAACAAAGGCUUUCCGAGAAAGUAAAAACAAAUUCGCCAUGUUAUAAAAGUUUAUUCGAUCAAAACCAAGAGCACUGUGAGUUUAAGCUCUUUGAUGUAACGCUGGAGUAUUUUGAAAACCGGACACUGUGUCUGUCUAGAAGUCGUUUCCAUCUUUCCUCCGUUUGUCCUUGUGAAAAAACACUGCAAAAGGCAAAGAAGCUUUUCAAGGUAAGUUUGUUGUCAUUGUCGAAGGAUUCGCUCGUUAAUUGUUUUUGGGAAAACCUCUCUUUCUGCCAGUUCAUUCUCGUCUUCAAUUGUGAUCUGCGUUAAAAUUUUCAAACACUGACUAGAAUUCUCUUCCUCGGUAAGGUUACGAUUCAGUUUCUACAACAGCUUCGUUCUCAUUAAAACAAAGCUAGGUUAAAAUUUGGAAAGGCAAAGUCAACAUCCCAGUCCUCAGGGUUUACAUACAUAUUUCAAAGUUUAUUCGGUGGAAACUAAGAGCACUGUAAGUAUUCACUCGUUAAUGUGACGCUGGUGUCUUUUGAAAACUGGACAUUACUGCAUGUGUCUGGCUCGAGCUCACUUCUGUCUUUCUUUCGUUGGUCUUUGAAAAAACACCGCAAAUGGCAAAGAAGCUUGUCAAGAUGAUCGGGUGCAGGUAUGUUUGUUAUCAUAUUUGUUGAAGGAAUUACUCAUUUUCUCUUGGGCAAAACAUCUCGAAUCUUUGCCAGUCGAUUUUCGUCUUCUUAACUGUGUACGACGAUAAAAUUUUCAAACACUGACUAGAAUCCUCGUCGAUAAGAUUACGAGUUAGUUUCUUCAUCACCUUCGUUCACAAAUAAUCACAGUUGAAAAUGUUGAAGGCCAAAGUCAACAUCCAAGUCUUCAAGGUUGACAGGCGUCUUAUAACGUUAUUUAAAUCUUUUUUCGGAGGUAAAGAGAUUUAGAGCUCCGAAAGGAGCAUUUUCUUUAAAAAUUUUGGUCCAUAUAGCAAGUUACGGACCGCAAAUUGACCAAUUGCAUGGCGAAAACAGACUCAGCCAUAUAAUAUAAAUCGUAUUUUGUGGAUAGUGUCAGCGUGAGAUCUGGUAAUGAACUUUUCCCCAGUGCUUUCUCGGUAAGAGUUUUCCACGCAAUGUUUGAUGGGUAGGGACGUUCACUUCCGCAUCAUCCUUCGAAAUGGAGUCUUUGGCUGAGUCGAUGUCUGUAGAUCCUUCCAAACAUCGUCAAGAGCUUCUCGAGCGUCUGGAUAUCCUAAGGAACAACGACAGCUUUUGUGACGUGACGAUCGCAGUAAAGGACAAAGAGUUCAAAGCUCACAGAGCUGUUUUAGCGGCAGCUAGUCCGUUCUUUCUGACACUUCUGACAAGCGACAUGAAAGAGAGCAACGAACAACUGAUCAAAGUAGAGCUAGAAGAAGCCACUGAAACUGUCAUGGAAGACGCGCUAAAGUACCUUUACACUGGGAAUGUCACAGUCGUUGAAGAAAGAGCGCACAAUUUGAUUGCAACUGCAAAUUUUCUUCUUUUGCCAAGCCUAAAAACAAUGACGGGCAAUGUUUUGAAGGAGACUGUGUCAACAGAGAACUGUGUUUUCAAUUAUUAUUUUGCUGAUAAGUAUGAGUGUGUGGAGCUGAAGGAAAAAUGCCGUGAAGUGAUCAACACCAAUUUCAGUGUUGUCAUGGAAACAGAGGACUUUCUCAAACUUGAUCAGAAGCAAGUUAUGGAGUGGGUGUCUAAUGAUGAUGUCAUUGUAAAUGCCGAGGAGGACAUUUUCAAAGGAAUUGUAAAGUGGGUGUCUCACAACGUGAGUGGAAGGGAAGAAAAUUUACCUGAAUUAUUGCACCAAGUUCGCCUGCCAUUUGUGUCUCAUGACUUUCUUCUUACUGAGCUGGUAAAAGAGGAGCUGCUCACUAAAAACUCAGCAUUUUGUUCACAAUUUAUGAUACAUGUUAUUAAAUCAUUGCUGAGUUCUAAUGAUGGGGAAGCCUCUCACCAACCAAGGAAAUGCCAAGUGACACAUGUUGAGGGGAUUUUUCUCUGUGGAGGAAGAAAGACACUGUGCUACUUUCCACAGACAAAUAUGUGGCACAGGAUGGCAGACACACUGUUUGAACAUGACUUUUGCACUUUCACUCCAGCCCAGUACAAGCAUAAAGUUUACAUUUUUGAUGCAGGAUCACAUAAGGUGGAUGAAGCAAGGGCAAGGGUGAUGGAAUACUUAGAAGACAACAACACCUGGGCAGCAGCUAAAGGGGCUGCAGCUAGCAUUAACAUUACUCAUUGCACUGUUUUAAAUGGUGACUUAUAUGCAUUAAGUUUAGCAUAUAACAAAGGACAGAUCUACAGGUACAAUGUGGAAUGUAAUAAUUGGGAUGGAAUGGAAUUCUUGCCUUUUAACCAGCCAGAAGCUUGCAUUGUUACUGAUGAACAGUUCCUGUACGUAAUAGAUGGGAGGGACACCCACAGAACAUCAAGAUAUGAUUCAAGGGACAAGAAGUGGGAAGAACUUGCCUGUAUCAAUGAAGCAAGAUAUAAUUCUAUUGGUGCUGCUAUGAAUGGCAAGAUUUACAUUGCAGGAGGCAUAAAGGCAAUCUGGGCUUAUGAUAUGCUCAGUUCCUGUGAAGUAUACAACCCUGCUACCAAUGAGUGGCAGCUGAUGCCUAGUCUCAGGGUACCUAGACUCAGUGCAAGCAUGGUGCAUUUUCAAGGGAGACUCUAUCUGCUGGGUGGGACCUCAGUUACUAAUGGUGGUUCUUACAUAAGAGGCUUGACUGUUGAAAUGUUUGAUUCAGAGAAGAAUGACUGGACAGAGGUAUCACAAAUACCAGUUGAAAGAUUUGAAAGUCAAGAAGAAAUGAAGAAAGAGAAGAGAUUUAAAGCUUGUUCUGCGAGUCUCAGCAAAAACGUUAUAAACAAACUUAAGCCUCUGGACUAA
This is a messenger RNA of Porites lobata, 9452 nucleotides long. The record is from the annotation of a GenBank genome assembly. NCBI's taxonomy places the organism in Eukaryota, Metazoa, Cnidaria, Anthozoa, Scleractinia, Poritidae.